Molecule: messenger RNA, 1119 nt
Organism: Coccomyxa subellipsoidea C-169
Lineage: Eukaryota; Viridiplantae; Chlorophyta; Trebouxiophyceae; Coccomyxaceae
Exons: 8
Coding region: 1-1119 (372 amino acids)
Source: RefSeq, a predicted model, not a curated record
AUGGCAGGAGCACCCACCCCAGGAAGUGCCCAUGAGGUUGUGGAGGUGGAUGGCUUCCUGUUCAAGCGUAAGCGGCGGGUGCCGCUUGGUGAGAGCGCCAACGUUCCAGCCAGCGCAAAGAAGGCCAAGACCCAGCAGAAGCCCGAGGAAGGGCAGAUGCUGGAGGAGGACUCUGUGCAACCGGGCCCCAAAGGACCUGCCCCCGAUGGGGCAGGCCGGGAGGGGGAGGUAUCAGAUCAGGGGGACCUGGGCAGCGCACAAGUGAUGGGGGAUGGUGCAGCAGCUGCAGCAGUAGCAGUAGCAGUUGUGCAGCCGCCGCCUGCAGUUGAUGUGGUGGAAGCGGCCCAUGCUGCGCUGGCAUCCCUGCCCGCAGAGUGCUCCAGCGAGAACGAUCGGCUGCUCGCCCUGUGCGAGAUAUUGGUCCAGGAUGAGAUCAGGAGGGCGAAGGGCCAGCCAGGGGUGGAGUUGCUGCAGAAGGCGCUGGCCACAUUCAUGGAUGACAUCAGGGUAUCUCUGGGCAACGGAACGCUGCAGUGCGGCGACGAUGCCUCGGCCGCCGCUGCCGGCAUCGAGCGCCAACAGAAGCUCCGCGCUGAGCUGGAGACCCAGAAGACCGUCCUCACCGCUCGCUUGGAGCGUUUCCAGAAGGAAGAGGCGGAGUGGAACGAGCUGCUGCAGGGAGGCACCACAGAGGACAGCAACGCGGCGGCAGACGGUGACGAAGCAGCCACUCCUGCCGAGGCAGCCGCAGCCGCAGCUGAAGCUGAGGGAGAUGCUGUCGCUGCGGAGGCUGCAGCUGCUGCAGAUGGGGAGCUUCCCUCAGGCCAGAAGGGAGCCGGCUCCGGCGAGGCACCGGCAGAGCAGACGGAGCCUGUGGCGGUGGCGGUUGAGGGGCUGUGCGCGAUGGUGGAGGGCGUGCGCGAGCUGGUGGAGACGGCAGAGCAGAUCACCAGCACUGAAUUUGACAAGCUGUACAAGGAGAAGUUCAGCGCGCUGCCGGGCCUUAACUCGCCGGCACGGCUGAUCCGCGAGAUCGUGCGGCCGCCGCGCUCCCGACUGCAUGCCGCCUCAAGCGCCGCGGCCGACGCAGCAGAGGCCUCACCAGUGACUCCUCUGUAG